Molecule: messenger RNA, 1407 nt
Organism: Babesia bovis T2Bo
Lineage: Eukaryota; Apicomplexa; Aconoidasida; Piroplasmida; Babesiidae
Exons: 1
Coding region: 71-1387 (438 amino acids)
Source: RefSeq, a predicted model, not a curated record
AACGUUUAUAAACUCAACAUUGCUGUAUUGAUAUAAAUUGCUUUUCAGUUUACAUAUUGAAAAAAUCAAUAUGAUGGUGAAAUUUUGCUCCCUAAGUGUGCUAUUGGCAUUUGUGACGAUAAAAUUCAUCGAUUGUGUAAUAUUGGACCUUCACGAAAAUGAAUUUCCAUCGUGUAUUGAUAUUUUUACUGGUACAUUUAAUGGAGGUGGAGUUUACCGAAUGUUUCAUUCAAGAAAUGAAUUGAUACGGACUAUACAUUAUGGCGGUCAUAUAUUAGCAACAACUAGAUUUCACAGAGCCUUGCCAGAGGAUAUAUACGUACAAGAAUAUAAACGUGAUGGCAUCUCCAUAAUCUCGCUUCAUAUAUUCUUUAAUCGUAGCACAAAGACAUCAGCAAAUUCCUACUAUCAAAUAGCAGGAGGCCACAUUAGAAUUAUUGGUCGUGAUAAAAAGCUGGAAUUUGUAGGUGGUCCCAUUUAUUUAUCAAUAGACGUCAAUGUGACUAAAUAUCACCCAUUGAUCGUUAAAACUAUGAUAGGAAGUCCACUGCACAAACAUAUAUGGCAACUAGCAACGGCUAAACAUUUCACAGAUCAUCAAAGCAAAAUUAGCAGAUUAAGAUUUAGGCAGGAAGUAUAUUACAUGUCUCCAGUUUUAAAUAUUGAUACCGAGCAGUCAGAUUACCUACCACCGACGGCACUAAUUGGUCAAUUCAGUAAAGUACAAGUCAGUAAACAUGACGGUGUUAUAGAAGUGUCAUUAAAAAGACUCCGAGCAAGUUUUUGUCAACUGAUACAAAUCCCACCCACAAUUGAUAAUAUAUUUAAACCUUGUAGAAUCAUAUCGUUACCUCAUUACUAUAAUCAUCUCGAUCUUACAAUAAAGGUAAAUAGACAUGUAACCUUGACUAUUGACGUCGCAUCAUUAGAGGUCAAUGUGCCAGACUUAAUUAUACUGUCCAAUCUUAAGAGGGGUAACUGGAUAUACACGCAGUAUACAGUGGUACCGAUCACGGAUCAAAGAUUUGUUCUACAUAAAGUAAUUAAUUCGCAAAUGGCAUUUACACUUUACGAAGCACAGGAACACUGCUAUGUAUCAUAUGUGGAACUGUUUAAGCACAUUAUACAUGGAUGGCAAUAUGUUGUUAUUAAUAUUAAACAGGCAUCCAACAUCAUCACACCUGGACCAACAGAGUUCAUCGACGUGAAGCGCAUAUACAUGCUCACAGAAAUUUCUGCCGGCGCAAUAUAUGUUGACCUCAGCAUGACCCUACCUAAGGAGCACCUAGAUAUUCUAUAUAAUAUAAACGUCAUGGACGAACAACCAUCAAUAGAUCAACCUGCUGCACCAGCCAAUAUAGAUGUUAUGCAAUGCGAUGAGCAAUGACAUUCAUCUACGCCAUUAAU